UGACUGAACGCGCCGCCGUGAUUGGCCGAGCGUGGCUUCAUAUUCGAGUGGGGCGGAGCAGUCGGGUACUUGUCUUGUAUUGAAGCAGCAGCUAUGCUCUUGAAUAGGGUACUUCGAGCGGGGGUGCGCUGCGGUGUUGCCCGGCUCCAGAGCUCCAGUGCCGCGGCCACAGAAGCCAGAACUUCAGGCGGGCACUCUGCAGCGGCAACCGGCUUCUCGUUUGAGCUAACAGAUCAACAGCGAGAGUUCCAGCAGCUAGCUCGCAAGUUUGCGCGUGAGGAAAUUCUCCCACACGCGGCACAGUACGACAAAACCGGGGAGUACCCAGUACCUAUCAUCAAGAAAGCUUGGGAGCUUGGUCUGAUGAACGGUCACAUUGCAGAGCAGUAUGGUGGAAUGGGCUUGUCCAUCUUCGACAACUGCCUCAUCACGGAGGAGCUGGCCUACGGUUGCACGGGAGUGCAAACUGCCAUCGAGGCGAACUCUCUUGGCCAAAUGCCUGUUAUAAUUGCUGGCAAUGAGGUGCAGAAGAAGAAAUACCUAGGGAGGAUGACAGAGGAGCCUCUCAUGUGUGCAUACUGCGUCACAGAGCCUGGAGCGGGCUCGGACGUGGCAGGUGUCAAAACGCGAGCGGUGAAGACGGGCGACGAGUACGUGGUCAACGGCCAGAAGAUGUGGAUCACAAAUGGUGGCAAAGCCAACUGGUACUUCCUGCUGGCGCGCACGAACCCUGAUCCCAAAUGUCCCACCAAUAAGGCUUUCACCGGCUUCAUUUUGGAUGUGGACACACCUGGAGUUCAAAUAGGAAGGAAGGAAAUGAACAUGGGCCAGAGGUGUUCUGACACACGAGGCAUCACGUUUGAGGAUGUGAGGAUCCCGAAGGAGAACGUCCUGCUCGGCGAGGGGGCUGGGUUCAAGAUCGCCAUGGGUGCCUUCGACAAGACCCGGCCUCCUGUGGCAGCUGGAGCCACUGGGCUGGCUCAGAGGGCCCUCGAUGAAGCCACCGCUUACGCUCUGGAGAGGAAAACGUUUGGCAAAGUGAUUGCUGAGCACCAGGCCGUCUCCUUCCUGCUGGCCGAGAUGGCGAUGAAGGUGGAGCUGGCGCGCAUGGCGUACCAGCGUGCCGCCUGGGAGGUGGACCGCGGCAGGCGCAACACGUAUUACGCCUCCAUCGCCAAGGCCUUCUCCGGCGACAUCGCCAAUCAGGUGGCCUCGGACGCCGUGCAGGUGUUUGGUGGCAACGGCUUUAACAGCGAGUACCCGGUGGAGAAGCUGAUGCGCGACGCCAAGAUCUACCAGAUUUACGAAGGCACUGCUCAGAUCCAAAGGCUCAUUGUGGCCCGUGAACACCUAGCAAAGGCCAAGAAAUGAAACUGUUGAAUAACAUAUUUGUAUAAGUGUAUGAAAAUAAAGUAUUGACCUUGCAUAUAA
Molecule: messenger RNA, 1431 nt
Organism: Phyllopteryx taeniolatus (common seadragon)
Lineage: Eukaryota; Metazoa; Chordata; Actinopteri; Syngnathiformes; Syngnathidae
Gene: acadm
Product: acyl-CoA dehydrogenase medium chain
Exons: 12
Coding region: 94-1371 (425 amino acids)
Biological process (GO): medium-chain fatty acid catabolic process; fatty acid beta-oxidation
Cellular component (GO): mitochondrion
Molecular function (GO): flavin adenine dinucleotide binding; medium-chain fatty acyl-CoA dehydrogenase activity
Source: RefSeq, a predicted model, not a curated record